GCCGACCAAGUUGAGAGUCACAGAUGAGUUCACGUAACAAGUGCUUGACACAACCAACAUACACAUGAAAUAUGGCGAGUUCGUCAAGAAAUGACACAAACAAGGUAUGCUGCUAUGCUCAUCCAGACGCCCCGCUCAUUGAGGAUUAUCGUGCAGGGGACCAGAUUUGUUCCGAAUGUGGGCUGGUUGUGGGAGACAGAGUUAUAGAUGUUGGUUCCGAGUGGCGGACAUUCAGCAACGAAAAAGCUGGGGUUGAUCCCUCUCGAGUUGGUGGACCUGAAAAUCCACUUCUCAAUGGCUCAGACUUGUCCACAAUGAUUGGUCCAGGAACUGGAGCUGCUUCGUUCGAUGCUUUUGGGGCUUCAAAGUACCAGAAUCGUCGCACGAUGAGCAGCUCCGACAGGACUCUGAUAAAUGCUUUUCGUGAAAUAAACGGCAUGGCGGACCGCAUCAAUCUUCCUAAAACCAUUGUCGAUAGGGCAAAUAACCUUUUCAAACAGGUGCAUGAUGGGAAAAAUCUGAAAGGCAGAUCAAAUGACGCAAUCGCAUCAGCCUGUCUCUACAUUGCAUGUCGACAAGAGGGGGUACCGAGAACGUUUAAGGAGAUUUGUGCUGUGAGCAAGAUCAGCAAGAAAGAAAUCGGCAGGUGUUUCAAACUGAUUCUUAAGGCGCUUGAAACGAGUGUCGAUCUCAUAACAACUGGCGACUUCAUGUCAAGAUUUUGCUCUAACUUGGGACUACCCAACAUGGUGCAGAGGGCCGCUACUCACAUAGCUAGAAAAGCAGUUGAAAUUGAUAUCGUGCCUGGAAGAUCUCCUAUAUCCGUGGCUGCUGCAGCUAUUUACAUGGCAUCACAGGCAUCCGAAGACAAAAAAUCGCAGAAAGAGAUUGGCGACAUUGCUGGUGUUGCUGAUGUCACGAUCAGGCAAUCUUAUAAGCUGAUGUACCAGCAUGCAGCUAAGCUUUUCCCUGAGGACUUUAAAUUUGCAACACCCAUCGAUCAACUGCCUCAAAUGUAAAUUAGUUUCUUCCUAUGCUGGCGUUGUUGAGCGUUCUUCGUUAUUUUUUUUCCGUUUGCUUCUCUAUUAGUUCACCAGCUGUUUAGAUUGGUUCAUUUGGACGUUCAUCAACGAAUUAUUCAAUCAUUGAUUACGAUUUGCAUUCCCAUGAUGGCGCACAACGUGACGAUUAUCGAUAUAUAUUAAAUAUAUAUUACAUAUUUUUCUGCUCGCAUCACUACUAAUACAGACGAAAAGGUUUUAACAUACAAAGUUUUUCUUAGAAUUAUAAUUAUUUCCAUGAAGCGAUGAUAGAUCUUUUGGCAUUCUUGGAAUUAAGAGUGCUGUACACAGGAUUCGAAAAGCACAACACGGCAACACGUUCAAAUUGAUGUAGUUUAAAGUGUGGAAUUUAGACAAUAAUGGGUAGAUUGCAGUAUUUUUAUUCUAUAUUAGUUUUUUUUAUUCUAUUUUCUUUCUUCUUAAUGGACGGUUUUAUUGCAACAUAAUGUUGAAGUGAUUCGAAUAGUAAUUGUAUGCAGUUCAUAAUCGUUUGGGAAACAUUUUGAAUAUUUCGUUACCUGUAAUUAUUUCGAAGGUAAAUCGAUUCUCAGUCACCGUAUGUAACAAAUAUUUGGUAGAAUAUUAAUUAUUACACUUUGGAAAUUUCCUAAUCUAUCCAGUAACCUACAACGAGAAUAUUAGACUGUAUAAAUUAUUAUAUGUUUUCAAACUUCCUAUUGCAUCAUUAGUAACAAAAGAAACGUUACAACUCGUUACAAAUCGUUUUAACAAUAAUUUCGUUAUUAAUGAUUGCCAAAAAAGUGAAA
Neodiprion fabricii is the source of this 1828-nucleotide messenger RNA. It is a transcript of the gene TfIIB, whose product is annotated as transcription initiation factor IIB. The transcript is spliced from 5 exons. The record is from RefSeq and is a predicted model, not a curated record. Gene Ontology annotation, molecular function: TBP-class protein binding; RNA polymerase II general transcription initiation factor activity. Gene Ontology annotation, cellular component: transcription preinitiation complex; nucleus. NCBI's taxonomy places the organism in Eukaryota, Metazoa, Arthropoda, Insecta, Hymenoptera, Diprionidae. Bases 72 to 1019 code for a protein of 315 amino acids. Gene Ontology annotation, biological process: transcription initiation at RNA polymerase II promoter; transcription preinitiation complex assembly.